This is a messenger RNA of Ectocarpus sp. CCAP 1310/34, 2601 nucleotides long. Lineage: Eukaryota; Phaeophyceae; Ectocarpales; Ectocarpaceae. The record is from the annotation of a GenBank genome assembly.
AACGGGUUACUCGCUAGUCACGGGUAAGGCAGAAGCUCGACAGCUAGGCGUGAGAAGGAAGGAAUCAUGAGUAGUAGAAGGAGCAUGAAGGGUGAAGCUCGCGGCGCCGUGGCAGCGACAGCAGGCGGUGAACAAGCAGGAAAGAAUCCGUUUCAGUGUGUCCUUGACAAGGAGAACAGGCCCGACGACAACAGAGAUAUGGGCAAGCGCGAGGGGCGGCCAGGGGAGGCAGCGGCGGUGAAGCAAGCGGUACUCAAGGGCAACAAUAUCAACAACAACACCUCGCCCGCCGAGGGGGCGCAGCGCGUAAGGACCAACACCCCGCCUAGCGGAGGUCCACAGCGCGUCAAGCUCAAGCAACCCCGGGGAGAUGCAGGGGGCGGCGACAGCGGCAACAGCAGUAGGAAUAGCAGCACCGGCAGCACCGGCAGCGUGGGAACUACGGCCCGGAAGGGCAAGCACUGGACCGUCUCCGACUUUGAGAUAGGCUGUCCUCUGGGGAGGGGAAAGUUCGGCUCGGUGUACUUGGCAAGGGAGAAGAGGACGCGCUACAUCGUGGCUAUCAAGGUCUUGCAGAAGAAGCAGCUCCUCAAGGCCGGGGUGGAGCACCAGCUUCGCCGAGAGAUCGAGAUCCAGUCCCACCUGAGGCAUCGGAAUAUCUUGCGAUUGUUCGGCUACUUCUACGACGAGAAGCGGAUCUACCUCAUCCUUGAGUUCGCCCCGGGGGGAGAGCUGUACAAGACUUUGCAGAAGGGCCGAUUCAGCGAGGCCAAGGGGGCCCGGUACGUGCUGGACGUUGCUCAGGCCCUGGCCCACUGCCACAAGAAGAACGUCAUCCACAGAGACCUCAAGCCCGAGAACCUUCUCAUUGGUUCGACCGGGGGACUGAAGCUCGCCGAUUUCGGGUGGAGCGUCCACGCCCCCAACUCGCGGCGCAACACUUUGUGCGGCACCCUGGAUUACCUUCCCCCAGAGAUGAUCGAGGGGAGGGAGCACGACAGCUCCACGGACAUCUGGUCCCUGGGGGUUCUCGCCUACGAGUUCAUCGUCGGCGUGCCUCCCUUUGAGGCAGAGGGUCACCAAGCCACCUACCGCCGCAUCUCGAGGGUGGACAUUCGUUGGCCAAGCGCGCUGAACGUCAGUGACGAGGCGAAGGAUCUGGUCACCAAGCUCCUCCGGAAGGAGCCGCAGAAGCGCCUUCCUCUUGAAGAGGUUGCAUCCCACCCCUGGAUCCGAAGGCACUGCGGCGACAGGACUUCUUCCGUCGGCGGGAGCGCGGCUGGGAGUUUCAAACGAAAGGCGGUGCCUGUUUAGCACUCUCCCGGUGCGACCCAUCUACAUGGCUGCUUCCACCCCCCCUGUACAUGUAGUUGUGUUUCCACACUCACCUCCGAAAAAUUGUUGCCAACAGCCGGGUGUAGAGGCGGGGCCGCCGCCGAAAUUGUUUUGAUUCGUCGGGACGUGCACGAGGUGGGUGUGCUUUGCUGCGUUAGUAUUUCCUGCGUGAGUACCUACCCCCAACGCUUGUUUUAGCGAACAGAGCGCACUCGCCGGGGGAUGGUUUUGUUUUCGAACUCGUAGUUGUGGCCCGAACUCUUCUACACGAGUAGUACGAACCCUUGGUGAAGUUGUUGGAGUGUUCCCGGCGUGCUCGACGUUUUUGCAAAGCGACGCUCGGUGUUCAGGCAGGCCUCACCAAGCCGAGGAAUCAAUGCACGAAAGAGAGAGUUCGCUCUGAGGCCUUAAGGAGCUUAGGAAACCGUUUCGUGAACGCGAGUGUGGUUGUAGCCGCCAUGAGAUGUUGGCUGUUAACGUCUGUAGACAAAGAUUGCAGAAUAGCGAUGGUGCUGCGCCGUUGCUGAAUAUCCGUCUGAGAGCGCAGAAGCGCAGAAAACGAGUGGAUAUUGUUGUACCGCAAGCAGGCAAACGCAAUGUCUUGUGGCCGCAGCCGCCGCUGAAAGUGCGUACGAUCUGUCUCCGGCUCGAUUGGCUCAUCCCCCCACCCACACACCCCGCGGUAUCCCUACGUGUUUGGGUUCUGGAUGGAUUGAGAGCGUCAGCCUGACGGAAGAGUUACCACAUUCGUGAAUAUAUACUGGCGGCGUGCAUGUUAUACGGCGUCAGGGUUUGUUUGGUGCUUGGUUUGUUGCUCGCGAUCUGGUUAGACCCACACCGUUGUGGUCAGAGAUGGUUGAAUCGCCUGUUGUAUAUGUACUGCUGUCGGCGUGCUCUGUCGAACACGAAGAAGCGAACCGGGAGUCUGGACUUUGGUCUGACGGGCGUGCCGGACGCACGCACAAGAAGAAGUUGUUGAUGUUGAUUCUUUUAGCGGGCGCCGAAGUUAGAGCCACAACAGCGAUCAAGGACAAUAUCAGAGGAGCCACGGCAGGUAGGGGGUUGGUUGCCUGCCUGGUGUGCUGGCGGCACGGUAGUUCGUGUGGUUUGGUGGGUGACAAGCGCUCCGCUCCCACUUUGCACCAUACCGCAGCAUGCUCCUUACGGAUGCAGAUGAUAGAGGACAGACAGACCCAAACGGCGGUGGUGGUACCGGUACUUCUGCAGAAAAGAAAGGAACGAAGAAUAAAAGGCGUGAAAUGGAGA